AUGAGAAGAUUGUGCUCAACCAACGAUGACGAAAAAGGGUUGGAGACAUUAUUGGAGAUAUCCAUGCCGGAAAAUGUGUUCACCAACACGGGCAUGAACGCCGCAAAAAGAUGGCAGCAAAUGCGCAAUCUUUCGAUGACGCACCAUGCCCGGCUCACCAAGUGGCUCACGGCAUUGUCGACCACCAGCGAUGGAGGUGAUGGUCCAAAAGACAAACAAUUUAUGUACCUCUUGAAGAUUGCUAGCUCGUCGUUCAUCCCAUUCCAGGUUCAACUUGAUCGUACACUCGAAAUGCCCGUAAAAGAUGGUUCCAUUGAAGCAUCAAUGGCAAAAUACAUCGUACGACACUACAUAGCAGCAACCGGAGGGCAUACUGCCCUAAACUCGGUGAACAGUAUGUCUACCGUAUGUCAAGUGAACAUGACACAAAGCCAAAUCCUUGGUGAUGGUCAAGAGAGCCCAACCACCAGACAUAUUUCUGACUCGGGUGCGUUUGUGUUGUGCCAAAAGAACCCUAAUUUGUGGUACCUGGAGCUAGUGGUUUCUGAUUCCACGGUGAGUGCUGGAAGUGACGGCAGCGUGACCUGGAGCCAGUCGUCUUUGAAGCCUUCUCAGUGUUACCGAGGACCUCCAAGACCACUACGGCGAUUCUUUCAGGGCCUAGAUCCCAGAUCAACCACCAACCUAUUCUUGAGCACGGUUUGCGUCGGAGAGAAGGUGAUCAUGAACGAAGAUUGUUUCAUACUUAAACUGGACACAAGCCAAGAUAUCCUAAACGGACAAAGUACAGCAAACACGGAGAUCAUGCACCAUACCAUAUGGGGCUAUUUCAGUCAAAGAACGGGCCUCCUGAUUCAAUUCGAAGAUACUAGAUUGGUCAAAAUGAAGUCAACAAGGAAGACUGGUGAUUAUUAUGUGUAUUAUGAGACAAGAAUGGAAUCAUCCCUUGAAGAUUACAGACAAAUAGAUGGGAUCAACAUAGCACAUUAUGGGAAAACGGUGACGACAAUUGAUAGAUACGGGCAUGGCGAGAACGUGAGAUGGAAGGUCGAGGAGACGUGUACAGUUAAAGAGGUGGAGUUCAACGUCUGUUGUUUAUCAACCGAUUCUUUCUUGCCUCCUGUGGAUGUGAAAACCGAAGAAUAA
This is a messenger RNA of Cynara cardunculus var. scolymus (artichoke), 1146 nucleotides long. RefSeq lists its product as uncharacterized. The transcript is spliced from 3 exons. Bases 1 to 1146 code for a protein of 381 amino acids. NCBI's taxonomy places the organism in Eukaryota, Viridiplantae, Streptophyta, Magnoliopsida, Asterales, Asteraceae. The record is from RefSeq and is a predicted model, not a curated record.